GUUUCUCGUUGAACUACGAUUUUAUUUCUAGCACACGUGUUUUUUAAAUCACCAUAUACAUUUCUGCACUUUUGUUCAUUCUAUUUCAACCAACCAUCAUCGUCUCCCAAACUCACACUCACACUCACACAAGUCCAAACAUGUCUACUGCAACACUUCACGUGCUGGCAUACCCCUUUCCAGCAUCCGGUCACGUGAUCCCCCUCCUGGACUUCGCCAAGGUCCUUCUCUCUCGCGGUGUUAAAGUCACCAUUCUCGUCACCCCAAAAACCCAUCCCUUGGUCGCAACCAACCCUUCUCCUCUUCUCCAAACCCUACUCCUUCCCGAACCCCAGUUGUCAAAUCCCAACUUGAAAGAUCUGGCCGACCUUAUGAACUCAAUGCGUCACCACCACCACCCCUUAAUAGUGGACUGGGCUAAGACCCAGUCCACUCCCCCUUCAGCCAUUAUCUCCGAUUACUUCCUCGGCUGGACUCACCUCCUCGGAGAUGACCUCGGCGUGCCGCACAUCGUUUUCUCCCCCUGCAGCGCCAUCAGUCUUGCCGUCAUCAAUUCCCUAUGGCGCGACGCCCCGCAAAAUCACAACCCCCAAGACCCAAAUUCCGUCGUUUCUUUUCCCAACCUUCCCAACUCCCCGGUUUAUCCUUGGUGGCAGAUCACGCACCUGUACACUGACAACGAAAGAGGAGGACUCGAAUGGGAGCUUCACCGAGAGAACACACUCUUCAAUAUCGACUCCUGGGGCUUCGUUUUCAACACCUUCACCGAGGCGGAACAAGUUUAUAUAGACAACAUGAAGAAAGAACUCGGACACAAAAGAGUCUGGGCGGUGGGCCCGGUUAUACCGAUUCAAAACGGUUCGGCGGAACCGGUUGAGCAUGGAGGCAACAGCACCGUUUCGCAACGCGAACUCCUUGAAUGGUUGGACUCACGCGAGGAAUGUUCGGUUAUCUAUGUGUGUUUCGGGAGCCUUGCGGUUCUCACGAGUUCGCAGAUGGAGGUGUUGGCACAGGCUUUGGAACUCAGUGGGGUAAACUUUGUUUUGUCGGUUAGGGUUUCAGACCCUCAAGGGCGGGUACAGGGUAAGGCGGCAUGUGGGUUCAUGGAUCGGGAGGGAGUGAAGGGGAGGGGUUUUUUUAUAGAGGGGUGGGCACCGCAGAUGAUUAUACUGAAUCACCGCGCGGUGGGUGCGUUUCUGAAUCACUCUGGAUGGAACUCGAUGGUGGAAGCACUGCUUACGGGGGUGGUGAUGGUGACGUGGCCGACGGGUGGCGAUCAGUACCCAAACGCGAGACUCUUUGUGGAUGAAUUGGGUGUGGCGAUUCGUGGUGCUGAAGGUGAGAAGCUUCCAGAGGCUAGGGAGUUGGCGAAGAGUAUUCAGAAGGCUUUGGGGAAAACGAAGGAGAGAGAGAGGGCUGAAGAGUUGAGGGACGCGGCGCUGCGGGCAGUUAGGAGUGGUGGUAGCUCGCAGAGGGAGUUGGAUGAUUUGUUGAAGCUUCUCAACGAAGUUCACCUUGGGAAAAACGCCGCUUAAAACUUGCUUUUUCUAUUAAUUAAGUAUUUAUUCAGAUUAUCCGCAGCAUUUUAUUUUAAUAAAUAAAGUAAUUAGCUUAUAAUUUGUUGAGUCA
Molecule: messenger RNA, 1629 nt
Organism: Vigna angularis (adzuki bean)
Lineage: Eukaryota; Viridiplantae; Streptophyta; Magnoliopsida; Fabales; Fabaceae
Product: flavonol 3-O-glucosyltransferase UGT89B1
Exons: 1
Coding region: 141-1535 (464 amino acids)
Molecular function (GO): UDP-glycosyltransferase activity
Source: RefSeq, a predicted model, not a curated record